Messenger RNA from Aureobasidium musti, 900 nucleotides. The record is from the annotation of a GenBank genome assembly. Lineage: Eukaryota; Fungi; Ascomycota; Dothideomycetes; Dothideales; Saccotheciaceae.
AUGGCCAACAUCCACACUCCCAUCCCCAACCUCAAGCUCAAUGACGGCAACUCAAUCCCCAUGCUGGGCUACGGCACCGGCACCGCAUGGUACAAGACCGGCGACGAAAGCCAGUUAGACCAAGCCUGCGUGGACGCCACAAAACUUGCAAUCAGUCUGGGCUACUACCACCUCGACGGCGCCGAAGUCUACAAAACCGAGCCCGAACUGGGCAUGGCGAUCAAAGAAAGCGGUGUCGAAAGAUCCAAACUCUUCGUUACCACAAAAGUGUUGCCAAACAUUGGAGAUAUCCCUACUGCCAUCAAGACCAGUCUCAAAAAGUUGCAACUCGAGUAUGUGGAUUUGUAUCUGAUUCAUGCGCCAUUCUUUGGAACGCCGGAAGAGUCGCCAGAGGCAUUGCAAAAGGCGUGGAAAGCAAUGGAGGAAGUCAAGGAAGCUGGCUUGACGCGCAGUAUUGGUGUUUCCAACUUUNUGCCUCAGCACUUGGAUGCUAUCAUCAAGACUGCCACUAUCCCUCCUGCUGUCAACCAAAUCGAGUUUAACGCUUACCUGCAACACCCCGAGUUGCUCACCUACCACAAGGAAAAGGGGAUUGCGACUGAAGCCUAUGGACCCCUGACUCCCGCCACAAAGGCUGCUCCUGGUCCUGUGGACAACGUCCUGGCGGCUUUGGCAAAGAAGUAUGCUGUUAGCCCUGGAGAGAUUUGCUUGAGAUACUGCAUUGAUCAGGAUAUUGUGCCCAUCACUACCAGCAGCAAGGAACAGAGAUUGAGCGAUUAUCUCAGAGCCAUGACUUUCAAGCUUACGCCUAGAGAGGUCAACGAUCUCAACGAGGCUGGCUCGCAGAAGCACUUCAGAGGUUUCUGGAACCACAAGUUUGCCGACAAUGACAGAAGAUAG